UUAGCAAAAGAAAUUCGCACAAACCCCAAGGUAAACCCCAACCUAUGUCUAUUAGUACCAGAUUUACGGGAAUCCCAUCGAAAAAGAACUAUAGACCAAACUACUUCCAGUCUACAGGAAAACCGAAUUUCACGUUCGAAGAACUAACCAACGUUGAAACUAAUCCACCCAAAUUUGAAUACCAAUACCCUAAUUACGAAAAUGCAACUAAUGACAAUCAAAAUAUCGAUAAUGACACCGAGGAAUUCGAAAACGACAACUACUACCAGCAUACCUUCGAUUUCGAAGCCCCUGAAAACUUUUCCACAGAAAAUCUAAUCAAAAAUUGACUUUUACUAACAAAAUUAAACAUGAAAUUAAAACCACGGACGAUAAACCAAUUUACACAAAGUCUUAUAGAUACUCUCACGUUCAUAAAAAUGAGGUAAGGAAACAGAUAACAAAGAUGCUAGAAGAUGGUAUUAUCCGACCCUCUCAAUCACCAUGAAGUUCCCCCAUUUGGAUAGUCCCAAAGAAACUCGAUGCAAGCGGAAAACAAAAAUGGCGCAUCGUAGUUGACUAUCGAAAAAUUAACGAGAAGACAAUC
Messenger RNA from Ceutorhynchus assimilis (cabbage seed weevil), 586 nucleotides. The record is from the annotation of a GenBank genome assembly. NCBI's taxonomy places the organism in Eukaryota, Metazoa, Arthropoda, Insecta, Coleoptera, Curculionidae.